AUGUUCUCCGGGUCCAACUCGUACCUAGGGGGCGGCAACAGUGCUCGAGGGCCACCGCAGCCUCCGUAUGGCCAGCACCCGCCCUUCGGCCAGCAGCCGGGCUUCCAGGGCGGCAUGCAGCCCCAACAGACGGGCUUUGGACAGCAGCCAGUGCAACCGCAACAGUCCCAGCAGACGGGCUUUGGAGGAGGCCCCAUGCAGCCCAUGCAGCCCAUGCAGCAGCAGUUCACCGGCUAUCCGGGCCAGCCGCAGGCCUUUGGACAACAGCCCCAGCAGCUGCAGUCGCAAUUCACCGGCUACCCGGGCCAGCAGCAGCAGCACCAGCAGCAGAACCAAGGCUUCCAGCAACAAACACCGCCACAGCAGCCCUUCCAGACCGGCGCACCGCCACAGCAGCAGCACCAGCAACAAGCACCCCCGCAGCCACAGCGACCCCAGCCCACGGGCAUGACCUCGUCCGCAAUGGUCGACUCCUUCAGAGCGCCCUCGUCCUCGGUGCCGCCGCCUGUUCCUGCAAAGACGGGCAGCAAGAUCCCCAGCAUACGCUUGUCCUUCAUCACGGUACAGGACCAGGCCAAGUUUGAGCAGCUGUUCAAGUCCGCCGUAGGAGACAGCCAGGCUCUGUCAGGAGACCAGGCCCGCGACCUGCUGCUGCGCUCGAAGCUGCCAGGAGACGCCUUGGGACACAUCUGGACGCUGUCCGACACCACCAAGUCGGGCCAGCUGCUGUUUCCCGAGUUCGCCCUCGCCAUGUACCUCUGCAACCUCAAGCUGACGGGUAAAGAUUUGCCAAACAGUCUGCCUGACCGCGUCAAGAAUGAAGUCUCGAGCAUGGUCGAUAUCAUCUCCUUCAACACCGCAGAUGACCAACCCAGCCGCCCUGCCCCGGCAAGUAAUGCUCCAUCCUUCAACGAGCCUCCUGCCAUCCAGCAGCCGCAACCCCAGCAAUCGAACAGCCAGCUGCUCUCCUCGUUGGCCCCUCAACCCACCGGCUACGGCCAACAGCCUAUGGGCAUGCAGCCCACAGGCGUGCAGCCUCAGCAGACUGCCUUGGGCCAAGGCAUCGGAGGCGGAUACAAUGGCCUGCGGCCUCCGAUGCCCCCAAUCCCCACUGGCUUUGGCAACAACCUCACCCCCCAACAGACCGGCAUGGUACCGCUCAAUGCUCAGCCAACAGGCAUGCCUGGUCAGUGGGGUCUGGUCAACACACCCUCCACUGGCCUCCCCAACAUCGAGGCACUAGCAGGCCGAAUGAUGCCCCAGACUGGGCGAGAGGGUGGCAACCAGACAACGGCUGGACUUACUGGAAACGCGACCAUCCCGUGGGCUAUCACAAAAGGAGAGAAGAAGCUGUACGACGAUACCUUCAGAGCUUGGGAUGGCAUGGGCAAAGGCUAUAUUGCAGGCGCGCAGGCCAUUGAGAUCUUGGGUCAAAGCGGUCUGCCAAAGGCCGACCUGGAAAAGAUCUGGACACUUGCCGACUCGGCGGAUCGUGGCCGACUUAAUCUAGACGAGUUCGCUGUCGCCAUGCAUCUGAUCUACCGCAAGCUCAAUGGAUACCCUGUUCCGAAUCGUCUGCCUCCCGAGCUGGUACCCCCGUCUACGCGCAACAUCAACGACUCGAUCGGCGCAGUGAAGAAUCUGCUUCGCGGAGAUGCUGAAGACAGGAAGAACUCUGGCGCCUUUCUACAGCCUCAACGCACUGGUGUCAGCUAUCUCAAGACGCACUCCUUCCGCUCUGGGAGUCCAGCGGCUGGGGGCCGAAAGGACGCCACCGUGUUCCGGAAUAACGACGACAACGCUGGCUACCGCUCAAGCGCAAGACAUCGUGUAGGCGCUGGUGGUCGCUCACCUUCGCCUGCUUCUGGCGCAUCUUCGCCUAUCCCUGGGCGUUCGGACGAAAUGUCUCUGGAUCAGCUCAAGAAGGCGGUCAGGGAGAAGCAGAUCUUGCUGGAUGCCAUGGACACUCAGGACGAGAACGCUGCUGAUGAGGAUGACGCGCUCGAUCGCCGGGACCGUAAAGAGGCGGAAGAACUGUACCGCCGCAUUCGCAGAGUCCAGGAAGACAUUGAUGCUCACCCUAAAGCAUCUCUACGAGGCAACGAUUCAGAUGCCGAACGCCGUGCACUCAAGCGGCAGCUCCAAACCCUGACGGACCGUCUGCCCGAAGUCGCUUCGAAUGUACGCCGGAUCGAACGUGAGAUCGCUGAAGCUCAACUCGAACUCUUCAGACUGAAGGAUGCCAAGGCGCACCCUGGCUCUGCCUCUACGAUUGUCGGCACCGGACCUGGCGGAGCGGUGACAGAGUCAGACCGAUUGAAGGCACGUGCCAAAGCCAUGAUGCAAGCACGUUCCGCCGCCUUGACUGGUAGGCCUGCCCCUGCCAGCGAUGACACAGGUGCCGCAGCCGAGCGUCUGGAGAAGGAACAGUCCCGGAUUCGAUCUGAGAAGGAAAACAACGAGCGCAUGAUCCGUGACGUGGAGGAUAGCGUUAAAGAAUACACAAAGGGACUGGAGUCCAGCCUCAAAGAGGGUGGGCACGACAACCGCAGCGAGCACGAGCGACGCAGGUGGGAAGAAGCUCUUGGUGUUGAGGAUGAGGUCAAGGACUUUAUCUUUGAUUUGCAGCGAAGCAGCCGUGCUGCUCGCGUCCGCAAGGAAGACAAGUCUCGUGAUACUGGUCGCGCUUCAUCGCGCUCCAACGAGACCCAGUCUACCUCUCGUUAUGAGAGCCCCGCUCGUGCUGCUGAACCUCAGCGCUCGACACCCACGCCUGGUGGCGCGUCUUCAUACAGGACGCCAGCGGAGCGAGCUGCUUUCAUCAAGCAACAAGCUGAGCAGCGCAUGGCUGAACGUUUGGCUGCCUUGGGCCUUCGAGCCCCCGUCAAGGCUGGAGAAACUGCCGAGCAACGUGCAGAACGUGAGAAGAAGGAACGUGAGGACAAGCUCAGGCAAGCUGAAGAAGAAGAUGCACGUCGCGAGCAAGAGAGACAGAAAAGACUGGAAGGCGAGUCGACUGCGCCUCCCGCUCCAUCUAAGACUGCUGGCAAGAAACCCGCGCCUCCUCCGCCAGCCUCGCGCAAGAACAAGGUCGAUGUUGCGCAGCACGACACACAGCAAGCCGACGCCGAGGCGAAGAGGGCAGACAACGAGAUCGCCGAGCAGGCCCUUCGAGAGCAGCAGCAAGCUCAGGAAGCGGAAACCAAGCGCAUGGAAGAGGAAGAACGCCGCCAGGAAGACGAGCUAGCCAAGGAGCGUGAGGCUGCUCAGGCUCGCCUGAGAGCUUUGGAGGAGCAAGUGCAACAGGGUAAGCUCAAGAAGGCUGAAGAGAAGAAGCGUAGAGCUGGCGCGCAGAAAGAAGAGAAGGAGAAGGAAAUCAGGUUGGCCGCUCAGCGUGCCGAGAUCGAAGCUGCUCGUGAACGCGAGCGCCAGCUGCAGCUCCAAUUGGAGGCUCUCGAUGACGAGGACUCCUCUGACGAUGAUGGUCCUCAAAACAUCACACCACAAGAGACCACACCCACCACAAGUCAAGAGCUGCCCCAAAGCACCGCACCGCCGCCAGCGCCACCCAUGCCACAGCUUCCCGGAUCGUUCCCUAGCCCGCCCGCAUCAGCUGUCACCAGUCCCCAUCCAGUCGCUGGGGGCGAGACCACCAACCCCUUCUACAAGAAGAUGGCGAUGUCUACCCAAGACAACAACAACAACAACAACAACAACAACAACAACAACACUCCGCCGCCUCCGCCUAGCAACACCAGCGAGGUAUCUACCAACCCCUUCCAUCGCCUGACGCAGGAGAAUGCCAACAAGGCUGCCGUACCAACCUUCAACGAACCUGCUGGCCCAUCCGCUCGCACCGCCCGAGGGCGCCAAGAUGAUGACGACUGGUCCGUCGUUGAUUCGGACGAUUCGUCGUCUGACGACGAUGAGGCUUCUACGCAGGGGGGUGCCAAACAUCUUGCCUCGAUCUUGUUUGGUACAAUGGCACCACCGCGUCCCUUGUCCUCGAUGGACAACAAGGAUUCUCAUGCUGAGAGUCCAGCUGUGACAUCCCCACCAGCGGGCAUUCCGCCGCCUCCACCGAUGCCUGCAGGCUCUGCUCCACCUCCACCCCCAGGCCCACCACCGCCCCCUAUGGGGGGUGCUCCUCCACCACCCCCAAUGCCUAACAUGAAGGCACCGGGUGGCUUGGACCGUGGCGCCCUUCUGGGUCAGAUCCAGGCUGGUAGAGGUCUGCGAAAGGUCGAGACCAAGGACAGGAGUACGUCAUCGACCGCCGGUCGGGUUUUGUAG
This is a messenger RNA of Ascochyta rabiei, 4293 nucleotides long. Its product is annotated as actin organization and endocytosis protein. Gene Ontology annotation, molecular function: actin binding; calcium ion binding. Lineage: Eukaryota; Fungi; Ascomycota; Dothideomycetes; Pleosporales; Didymellaceae. Gene Ontology annotation, biological process: endocytosis; endosomal transport. Gene Ontology annotation, cellular component: cytoplasm; plasma membrane. The coding region runs from base 1 to 4293 and encodes 1430 amino acids. The transcript is spliced from 2 exons. The record is from RefSeq and is a predicted model, not a curated record.